AGAGCUUCACGGCAUGCGUUCUCCUUUAGAUUUGGUUUUUUUUUUUUUUUUUUUUUUAAUGUUAAGUUGACAAACUCCUCUAGACAUAUACCACCUUCACUGUAUAUUUUUUCCGAGUAGGUAUAGAAUAAUACAGUGGGUUCCCGAUGAAACCGCUUUUGGGAAACGAAAGUCAAGAGUUAAAAAAAUUGAAUUUGGAAGAUUUGACAGUUCCAAAAACAGAAGAAGAGGUCUUCGGUGGUGUCAACGUGGUGAGCUGGGAAAUUGUUAUUUUAUACAAGGAGAUAGCGAGAGAGAGAUGAUAAUAAAUGAGACUGUUUUUUGUUGAGUAAUAUGCCUGCUUUCAUCCUAUUUAUCUUUUUCUCUGUCGCUUUGUUGAUGUACGCUAUUUUUGCAUAACGUCGAGCGUUACCCAAUAAGUCAGAAAGCUCUUCCUCUCAUUCCGACUUCCCCCUUUGCUCUGUCUCUUUCACCAUCCACCAAUUUCGCGAUCUUUUCUUCUCUUGGCUUCGUUAUCACCAUUGUUCUCUCCCUUCACCUCCAUUUCCCUCCGCACUCUGUUCAUCUCUUGUCGCCACACGGAACCAAGUGCCCAUUUCCUCCAUCCACAAAUUCUCAUCCUCCCUCUCGCUCAACUCACUUCGACCUACCUCAGUACCUCCUUACUUUCCCUCCGUUUGCCUAAAAAAACUCUUGAGAAACAGACAACAUAAGCCGUCUCUUGCUAGUGUCUCUUUGCCGCCGGCUCACCACUUCCUGCUUUCCUAUCCACCAGGGAAAGCUACUUAAUUCUCCUUUUUCGUGCUUCGCUCAACCAAAGCUCAGGGUGCUCGCACAGCCGUUGGCCUUCCUCUGUCAUCUGCUGAUCCCCUCUAUUCCUUCCAUCUCACUGUGGCCACUUGUAAACUGAAAAUGAGAAUCAAUAUUUGGCUGCCAUUUCUUCUAUCUUCCUGGUUGCUACUUGAAGCAAGAGUUGCCAUAGCAGCAUCGGCUUGUGGGGAGGAGAAGCCACUUACUCAAACUCCUACAUGGGCUGUUGCUGGCGUCUGUGCUGUUAUUAUCAUCAUCUCUCUUCUCUUAGAAAAGGUUCUUCACAAAGUUGGAACAUGGUUUACAGAAAGGCACAAAAGUGCUCUGUUUGAGGCUCUGGAAAAAGUCAAAGCUGAGCUGAUGGUUCUUGGAUUCAUUUCGCUGCUCCUGACUUUUGGUCAGAAUCACAUUGCCAAGAUCUGCAUUCCUAAAGGAGUUGCUAGCACCAUGCUGCCAUGCCAGGCUGAUGGUGAGCAUGAAGCUAGCAGUGAAGAGGAAAAUCAUCACAGGAGACUCCUCUGGUUUGAGCGGAGAUUUUUGGCAGCUGCUUCUCCUGUAGAAUGCAGGAAGGUAAAUUUUUAUGGUGCAUGUACUUUGCUAGCUGAGUUUUGCCUAAGUGGCAAAAGAUUCAUAGAAUCAUAGUUGACUGAAGUGUCCUAUAUUUU
Molecule: messenger RNA, 1475 nt
Organism: Carica papaya (papaya)
Lineage: Eukaryota; Viridiplantae; Streptophyta; Magnoliopsida; Brassicales; Caricaceae
Source: RefSeq, a predicted model, not a curated record